This is a messenger RNA of Lactuca sativa (garden lettuce), 938 nucleotides long. NCBI's taxonomy places the organism in Eukaryota, Viridiplantae, Streptophyta, Magnoliopsida, Asterales, Asteraceae. The record is from RefSeq and is a predicted model, not a curated record.
AAUCCUCUGAGUUCACAUACUACAUUAAACUCAUUCUUCAUAACUAACUUUCUCAAUUGCAGUAUCUUAUUUGGAAUGGAUGAAAGCAAGGAAAAAGUGGUUGAAAUCCUAAUUAGAGGAAGAAAUUAUGCAAAGAUGCUGCAAAAUUUACUUCGCCGGAAAGUUGAUAACGAUGGGGUUCCGGUGAGUCCCCAUAUGGGGUUGGCUUGCUCCCUUGACUGGGUACCAAAAUUUUGCUCCGAGGAAACUGGGAAGGACCUGACGCUAGGAGUAAGGAAACGAAGAGGUUCUUACAAGAGGAGGACCAUAGAUUCAAGGGUCAAAACUAGUUGUACGAUUGAAGAUGGUUAUUCAUGGAGAAAAUAUGGUCAAAAAGAGAUCCUCAACUCGAAAUUCCCACGAUGUUACUUCAGAUGUACACACAAACAUGUUCUUGGGUGCAAAGCUUUAAAACAAGUUCAAAAGUUGGAAGAUGAAACAAACAUGUUGCACAUCACAUAUUUUGGCUAUCACACAUGCUCACCUUCAAACACUUUCUCACACCAUGGAGGUGUCCUUGAUCGUAAAGAUUCUAAAAUAUAUCACAAUUUACUAGACAACCCUUUGACUAUUACAAAUGUCCAAACUAACCCCUCGUUGGAAAAAGAUCCAUCAUCACCUAAGGACACAGAAUCAUUAACUACAUUGGUUUGGAAGGAGAUUAUGAUUAAUGAUUUAGAAUGUUUCAAGAACUAUGGGAUUUUAAGUGAUAUCCCAUUCGCCAAUGUAUUUCUUUCUUAGUUUGAUUCGAUAGUUGGAUCUUUUUAGAUAUUGAAAUAUUGUAUUAGUCUAUUCUUUAUGUUUAUGCUAUAAUAUCAAUGCUACCAUACAUGUAAUGUACAUUCUAGAAACACCUUGUUUGUGCUUGGAAUUCAAUAAGACGGACUAAUUAUAUAUAA